GGGAACCGUCCGCACGUCGUCGUCGUCGUCGUCGCCGCGCGUUUGUGAUUCCCUGUUUUCUGUCGUCCCGUUAUUCCCGCUGCAGUGCUAAUUAGGUCAUUAGCUAUUCAGCCGCAACCAGUGUGAAAGUAACUAACUUACAACCCGUGGAUUGACUGCUGAUUGAGUACAGCCUACUGUGCGUGUUUGUGAGGACAGGAGACUGGGUGUGUGUUAUGCUACGCAACCAAAUCGGUUUAGUAGGCUUUCAUUGACCAAGCGGAACAAGAACGCUGGCCAGCAGCACAAGAAAGCAAAUCGGAAUUCUCAAUCUCAAUUAGUGCGUGUUAGUGUUGGUUUCGAUCUGUCCGCCCGAUACGGCUGAUACUCGCUAAUCGCUUUCCAAACGACUCAACAACAACAACAACAACAACAGCAAAAACGACAGCAGCAGCAGCAGUACUGCCUGGCGGUGAUGCGAAGAGCAAAAACUGUGGCGCUCUCGCAACUGAUUGCACCGGCGGCUAAACGAUGGAGACGCCAUUCGAGAAGCAGGCGAUAGACACAAUCGUCCGCCGUGCGUAGUAGCCGACGUUCGAUGUUCGCGCGCGCAUGUUCGAUUUCCGGAAGCGGUGAAAGUGAUUAGUGUUCUCGUUCGGUGUGGACAUCUCAUACCCCUUAAGCGCGAUUCUAACCCGUAUUUCAGUGUGAUCCCCGCGUGUGAGCGUGUGUAUUUUCGGGUGCGUGUGCGUGUGCUAGUGGCUAAGUGGAAGUGUGAAGUGAAACCAAAAAAAAAGGGAAGGAAGAGCGAAAUAAUAAUAAACAUCCGGGAGGUUUUUGUUGUUUGGCAGCAAAUUCGCGAUUAACGACGAUCCACCGUAGCACCGUGCUUCAGGAUCCGGCUUGUGUUAGUCUUGCGAAGAAAAAGGCGACGCGACGCGAACAAUCAACAAUCAGAGAGUGCUAGGCAUCGGACCGGCAAAACGAGUGAAACUGCUAACUAGCGGCACCUAGCAGCGGGAGAACAAAGUAGUCCGGUUAGGUUGGUUCGCGGAUGAUGGCAGCCGGCAGCAGAAGCAGCAGCAACGCAAUGGCACAACAACAGCCAAGUUCGUCCGCCAGGCGUCGGCAUCAAGCACAUCCGGUGGUGGCCAUUAGCAGCAGCAGCAGCACGAUGCCGGUGGUGACCAGUGGCCGCAACAAGCGUGACACUUUGAAAAACAACAUCAACAACAACAGUAGCAUCAGUGGCAGCAGUAGCUCCCGUGGUGAUCGCCACAAAAUCGGCCGCUUGCACCGUGCCCCCCAGCCACAGCCACAGCAACACCAGCCCGGUACCGGCAUCCCGCGAGAUCUGGCCGAUGGUGGCAAGUGGGGCAAGUGGUGUGACUGGCCGACCGUUCCCGGUAUGAUCACCUGCGACACCGAUAGCGGUGACCUUCUUCAUUCGCGCCGCAACGUCCAUCGAAGCCAACGAGGCGCAGUUAAUUGCUUUCCACGAUUUAUUUUCCUUCGCCACAUUUUCCUGCUGCUGCUCGUCGUCGUUGUCAGCAGUCUGCUGGUGUCAACGACAGAUGCGGUCAUCUCCAGCCGUGGCAGCAGCGGUAGCGGUGGCAGCAGCAGUAAGGGCAACUCGGCACCAAGCAACGGACUAGUGCCGCGGUUUAUCUCGCGGGGACACACCUACCGGGCGGUCGUCGGCGAUACGCUGGUGCUUCCGUGUGAAGUGGAAAACUUGGGUACGCUGGUGUUGCUCUGGCGGCGAGGAUCGAAUGUGCUAACCGCCUCGCAGCUGAUGGUAACGCGAGACGAGCGGAUACGGCUUGUCAACGGCUACAAUCUGGAAAUCUCCGAGCUGGAACCGCAGGAUGCCGGUGACUACGUCUGUCAGAUCAGCGACAAGGUCAACAAGGACCAGGUGCACACGGUGGAAAUUCUCGUUCCACCGAGUGUCCGAGCAAUCCCACCGACCGGACAGGUGACAGCUCGCAAGGGUGGCGCCGUCACGCUGGAAUGUAAAGCGUCCGGUAAUCCGGUUCCAUCCAUCUACUGGACCAAACGCACCGGUAUGGGUAAAUCGGCGUCCAAGAUUGGCGAAGGUCCGGUCCUGUCACUGGAGCGCGUCGAACGGCAGCAGGCCGGCGUGUAUCAGUGUACCGCGGACAACAGUGUCGGCGAUCCGGUCACCGUGGACAUGCGGCUCGAUGUUUUAUAUCCGCCCGAUAUCAGCGUGGAAAAAUCGUGGAUUCAUUCCGGGGAAGGUUUCGAGGCACAACUGGAAUGUAUCGUGCAUGCCGAUCCGCAACCAACGGUCUCCUGGAAUCAGAACUCAUUUCCGCUGCAGCCAACUGACCGGCGUUCGAUGUCGUCCCGGGGAAAUCGCCACACGCUCACCAUUCGCCAUGUGCAGCAGGAGGACUUUGGCAACUACAGCUGUGUGGCGGACAAUUCGCUCGGACGGUCCAAGAAGUACAUGGAGGUCUCGGGACGUCCGGGUCCGGCCGAUUUCUUGUCACCACCGUGGAGCCGCUCGACCGAUAGCUUCAAUCUAACCUGGAAGGUCGAAAGCUAUCCACCGUUGCAGGAAGUUCGGUUGCUCUACCGGAAGCUCAUGAUGAAUGAAACGUUCCAGCAACCGGGCAGAUGGAAUGACGUCAUCCUGACACCGACACCGAGGCCUCCCUCCGAACCGCUGACCCACGUGAUGGCGUUCACGUUGCGCGGUCUUCAGCAUAGCUCCGUGUACGAGGCCAUCGUACAGGCGAAGAAUCGUUACGGCUGGAAUGAGGUGAGCGACAUCUUCCAGUUCUACACGCAACGAAUCUCGUCCGAUACGCACUCGGAGGAGAUGCAGGUGGCCAGCUCGACAUCGCGAAGUGGAGCGACCUCUUUACACCGAACACCACCGCUCACCGGCUGGCCCUGGACGCUAAUGGCCACCGUGCUCUCGCUGUUGGCACCGUUCGUCGGGACAUCCUGGGGAUUUGUUGCUGGUACGCAGACGAUGUCGCAGCCCCUCGGUUAAGACCGAGCUACCGUUGGUGUGAUAGUAGCUACCCUCCUCUGCACUUCCCUCUGCAACACCACCAUCAUCCUUCCUCCUCCUAUCACGAGUUUGCUCAACGUUAUCACCGCUUGUGCGGAGCGCCGAAGGGUCACUCGCAAGUGGCAGCUCAAGACACUUCCCCCCCCCCCCCCUUUUCGGUAUCCACGGCCAGGGAAAUCCUGGGCUGCUGGAGUACGGUAGUAAGGUUAUUGCAGCAACCAGCAAGCCAGACAAGAAACCAUGGAAACCACAGUAGGAUCGUGUAGUUGUAGUUGCUGCAGAUUGUGAUGAGGUUAUCACUUCUUUCUGCUUAUGUUCCAUACGGGUUUUUCGUUCAAAUGCAUGUGUAGGUUCCCGUUCAGCUAGGCGUUGAGGACCCGCUUGUACAGUUCAUCGAUUCGCAGGAUCCGGAAGGCAGUUCAAUAGCAUCCUUCCUCCCUUUCUGCAUAGCCAGUUUCAGUCGCGCGGUUCACUGGCAAACUGGCACCUUUCCGAUGUAUUCCCCUCCCGAGCAGCUGCGUCUGGUGUUGGUACUAACGGAAGAUACGGAUGUGAUUACCAACCAAACCGAGCGCUUAAGACACUUUGCCCGUUGGAUGCCACGCAAUGAGCUCCAGUGUCCAGAAUGGUUGGGUACUUUUAUACCAGUAAACGUACUGGAAUACAUUAUUAUAUGCCAAAGAGAGAGACAGAAAGAGAGAAAUUCAAGAAAAUGCAUCCCAACAUACGACAGCAGCAGCAACAGGCAGGCUUGGGGGGGAGGUAGCGUUUUAAGGGAGGCGUUAUCGUUUGUAUAGGUGUAUAUGUGUGACUGUCGCUCCUUUCCUUUCCAUUUUUGGCUUCGUCAAUCCCCCCUUCCCCUUCCUGUCUAUCGCUUGAUCUAGGCCUGUGAGAGAUCCGGAUGUCAACCUCCAACUCACUCAUCCACUGAGGGCUUGAUCUCCAUAGUGUAAAUAGCUAAAUCCUGCGCCCUGAAGUUUAGAGAGAGAGAGAGGUGAAUGAGGGAAGGGGGUCUCGAAAAUAGAAAACAAAUCUGAAGGCGGUAGGCCGGUGGGGCGCGAUUUCAGUGAACGAUGAAUUAAACAUAAACCGAGGGCUGGAGACCGCAGUAGACUUCGCCCUUUCUCUCUCUCUCUCUCUCGGCCACCCCGUCAAAAAACAGCUGUAAACGUCACGACAAGCGGCCUCAUGGUGCCAGCGGUGCGCCACGUUCGCCAACGGGGGACGCUUGUAAUUGUCACUCCCGAGACCGAGGGUCUCCCCCCCCCCUCCCCCCCUCUUAGAUGAUCGCUAUUCAGUUUGUCAGUUUUUAGGGAGAGAGGUGGGAGUCCCACACCCGCUCGGUCGGUUGGAAAGUUUUCAUUUUGCAUGUGCCACCACCCCCAGGCCAGCGCUUAAGUGGGUGGCACGCCGCGCGUUGUCUGCGUGUUUGUUGUCGGCGUCGUUGUUGUCGUUGUCGUUGCCGUUGGUGGCUGCUGUUGCUGUAUCAUUCCCCGCGGAGUCUCCGGAUGUUGUGACAGUCGAAGGCGGGCCGUGAGGCAGAUGUCACCGAGUAGACCCUUCGCGCGGCCCAAAAACCUCGGUUGUCGGCUUCAUUACCAAUUCAACAGAACGGGCAACGGGCGGUGAGAGAGAGAGAGAGAGAGAGAGAGAGAGAGAGGGUGUUCCGAGGAUCUCUAUCCGCUAUCCUACCGGGCGCUACAUCGUCUCGGGGGGGGGCGGAAUGGCAAUGGCGGUCGGCAACUCAAGUGAGCGACACACACCCACACCCACACACUAAUAUUUAGAUAAAGUCUUAAGCAAAUUAAAAUCAAUUCCAGCCAGAUCCCUUGCGUGAUCAACCACGACCCCCUCGAUGUUGGUCUGACGCAAAAGCGGCAGUCGCGUCACUGUCACUGUCAUCAUCAUCCGCGGCCAGAACCGUGCCAGGGCCAGGACCAGGGCUUGUGAUGAGAACAGUGACACAUGGCACCCCCACCCCACGACAGCGCCACGGCAGCAAAGUCUUUUGUAAAUAAAUUUUAACCAUUGUUUUGAUUAUCAAAAAGUCAACUUGAACCGCCCUCGCGCCCGCAAGUGCGUCACAAAAUGGCGCCCACACCAACCACCACCACCACCACGAACACCACUCUCGAGAGCUCGAGAGCUGGCCGGUUCGCUUUUCACUUUGGAAUUUUCGUGGAAAAUGGAAACUUUCGCACCAGCAUGCCACAGAGCGCGCCUGGUGGCUUGGUGUUGUUACACCGCACACCAACGCCCCUGUCCUUCUGUUGCCGAUGAUGAUCAAUGAUGCCGCUGAGGAGGAGUAGGCGGUGGUGGUGGAGGUUUGAUAAAGUUAUGAUACACAUUCCAGAAAACUCUGCCAGCGGUGUAGCGGCAGUGUUUUGACCAAAACACAACAACACGCGGUCCCCUGGGUAGCUCUCGGUCUUCUUCUCUUCCUCCAUUUCCCCUUCCUGGUUAUUGUUUCCCCUCGCAGGGGUCCAGUCUAGCCCAAUGACGGCUCCUGGUCCUGCGAUCCACCAAGGAAUCAAUUAAUGUACGCAAAUAAACAAACAAUGCGCCCUCAACCUUCCGCCACCGCACGCACCAAAAAGUUGUGACGACGAAGUAAUUGAAACAUCACCCGAACCCGCGCAGGAGCAGGGGAACGGCGACGGGGAGCGUUGCUGUAAUAGAAAUGGAAAUGCUGCUCAUCCCUGGCCUCCACCUGGACGGCCGACCGGCCGGUCCUGCUGCUAUCGCAUAUCGCUCUGUCUCUGGGUCCCUUUUUUCCUCGCAAGAUAAGGGAAAGCCUCGAAUUUUCUUCUCAAUUUUCUGCUGCGGCCGCCUGGAAUUUGGUUUGGCACAAAAACACUUUCCAUUUACCACUUUUGGGACAUUUUUCGGAAGCAGCAGCAGCAGCGCCUCGAUGGUUUAAAUGGCGGGGUUCACUUCUUGCGAGGAGGCAAGCAAAAAAGGCUCCUCGAAGCACGGUAGGCGGCGACUUUAAGCGGCCCUUCAGCAAAGACACGCUGCCAUGGCGGAAUCCCGGAAUUAACAAACUAGGAACUGGGUUCCAAAUUUUCCGAUCCCCGUGCCCCUCCGUCCAUCUGCUUCCUUGCGCAACAAAAACCACAAACACCGGACGCGCUGCACGCCUUUUAAAGUGUUGGGUCAGUGUUUGCAGAGUUUGGCAGUGUGGGCAGUGCUGGAAUUGUCCCUUUUUUCUUUGAGGGUUCAGGAGGGGUUGUACAUAGGAGAGGAAAAUAGGUUCUGGAGCUGGUCCCUUGGAAUGAGAUUAGUGAAGAUUGCUUCCGCAUUGUGUGUCGCUCGCUCGCCGCCGGUGACGAUGACGAUGAUGAUGAGGAUGCUGUCUGCUCUUCAAGUUCGCUGGCGCUUGCGUUGAAGCCAUUCUGGCGUGAUUACGACGAAGCGAUGUGCUGAACCUUUUGUCCUGAACCUUGGCAUGUACGGGAAGUCCGUCGAUGACUCGAUCGCACUCCGGGCAGACUCCGGAACUUUCCGUGCCCGAUGCCCGGCCCACUGGAAACGUGGCAUUUGCCCCAAAAGAAGAAAACGGAUUCGAAUGCGGAAGGAAAAACUCUCUUUUCUCACUUCCCUUUGAUGCUGGCAUGAUGCUGGCCCACCCUGGGAUGAGGCUAUACACUCUCUCUCUCUCUCUCUCUCUCUCUCUCUCUCUCUCUCUCUCUUUCGUUCUCUCUCGCUCUCUCCACCAACUCACCACAACCACCGCAACCCCAAAACACGCCGAAAUAUGUGUAGGAAGAGAAAAAAGGGCGGGGAGAGUCUGGCUGGUUGUGGUAUUAAAAGUUUUCAGGGUUUUUUGGUCUAUAAACUUCCGUCUCGAUAUUAUCUUUCGUUGGCCUCGGCACCCGAAUGGCUUACAUUCCGGGUCCUUCGCCUCACUUCGUUACCACCGACCACCGAUCUUUUGUGACGCUUUUUUCCUUGGGAUUUUCCUGCAUGGCAAAGCUCAUCCUCAGAUCGUCACAACGAGGAAAACGAUUCCACGGAACCGAAAGGGUUUGACAUGCGAAGGGCGAAGCGCCGGUAAGGAGAAGUAGUGCAUGAAAAUCGAGCUACGGCGCAAAGCAACCUCCACCAAGAACAACUCGCCACAAAAAAAAACCCUCUUCUUUCAUUUCUGGAACCAAAGAGCGAGGAUGAGCAAACCGUUGUCGAGGUGUCGUCGCUUGUGUUGGAGGAGGUGCUCGCCGAAGCUCUUCCCGAAAGUUCAAUCGCGGGACAAUCGCUGGAUCCACCCGGACAUAGAAUAAAAGGACGAGCGUGUGGAGUGAGCGAGCAAAAGGGGGAAAGGCACACAAAAAAAACUCGUUGAAUAAAUGGGAAAAUGAAUGAAGGACAGGCAACACUCUCACCACCGAUGCACUGAAGCGCAAAUAAGCCCCGCGCGAAGGUCCGGAGAAGGACUCUCCGCUGCUGCACACCAUUCCAAUGCACAUUCUCCAUUUGCAGUGUGCAAUUUCGAUCUAUUAAAACCUCAAUCUCGCCAGUGAAACGUUCCCCGUUUCCUCUGCGAAGGGUGGAAUUAAUCAGGAUUGAAAAGCAAAAGUAGAAUUUGCAUCCGUCGUCGUCGUCGUCGUCGUCGUCUAUCUGGCACUUUGGGUUUGGAUUUUGGUUUUCAGUACUCUCUAUCCUUCGUGCUACAUCCAUCCUCCCUCCUCCCUUUAAAAGAACCCCCAUGCUCCUUCCAUUUUGUCGUGGCUACCGAAAAAAAACAAUCACCUGGAACGCUGGAACCAGGCGACCACAGAACGAUGGUGUUAGUGGUGGUGAUGGUGAUUGUGGCAGUAGUUGUGGUGGUGGUGGUGGUGGAUUGUGUAAAUUUUUAAGAAUUAAAAUAAGAAAAAAAAACUAGGAUAAAAUGGUCUGUUAUCGACGUGCAUUUGUCAAACUGCUUACAAAACACACAAUCUCCCACACAUACGUACACACAUAUGCAUUAACGUUAAGAUAAACAGGACGUAAAAAGAUUGCGAGAGAGAGAUCCUUCGUCCGGAUUAUUCUGUAAAUAGGCACCGUAAUAGCGUAAUUGAGAUUUCCUUCCCCCACCCCGGAUUCGUCGCAUAUUUGCACCGUUUUUGAGCACCGCAACUCGCACAUACAUACACCCACACACGUACACGCAUCCUCCAUGAUCAUUACAAAGCACGGACACACAUAAAUGUGCGAGAUAACCAUUAGCGCGAUCCUCACCCUCCCAUUAACUCGAUCUCGAUCACUUUCCGCCUCGCUCUCUGUCUGCCUUCACACCUCUCUUUCACUAUCGCUGCGUCUAUACCAUUUAGAUACGAUCCUCCAGCAGGCCAGGCCAGGCCAGGCUAGGCCAGGGCAGGCGAUCGAGGCGAUGCUGACCGAAAAAUGGCGGCCACUCGAUUUAAAGAAGACUUUUAAUAUAAAUAAUUAUGGAUGUACCUUUGAGCGUAAUGUGUAACAGUAGGCUAUGGAGAUAAUGAGAUCAGGAGAAGGAAGGUUAUGAGGAGAGAGAGAAAAAAGAGAAAAUGAGAGAGCAACCGCGCGAAGAUGGCUUCGGCAAAGUUUGGGAGUUCGAUUGCCCCACCACCCUCCCACCCUUCACCCUUAGCUAAAGCUCGUGUCCGCGAAGGGGUGUGGCGCGUAGAUAAAAAUCGCAUCAACGCAUCAACCUGUAAGCAUGUACCACUUAAGCAGUGAAAGUAAAGUAUGUAGCAAUAGCAAAAGAAAAAGAAGAAGAAAAAGGAAAAUCUCAUUACCCCCUUUCACAAUCACAUCUGUAGCGUCCAGAAAGGAGGGGAAAAGAUGCGAAAGGGCGGUGAGUGGGUGUACUUAAUGAGACUCAAGCAGCAAACUGAAAGCAGAAAUGAUUGACAAACUUCUCGCUAACACAAACUGACACAAACUUUGUCUCAGUCAUCGGUACCGAGCGAAAAAAAAAACGAGUGCCAGAUUAAACAUUGGCAUUUGUGUGGUUAAAAGUUGGCAGAAAAGAAACAACAGCAACAACAGGCAAAAAAGCAUCUCCCCUUCCCCCUACCCCCCCCCCCCCCCACACGGUAUUCUUAAGAAAGCAUUAGAAUGUAAGUUAUGGUAAAACGGGGGAAAAACAGUCUUAGCAUAAGAGGAUGUUCGUCAAACAAACAAACACAAAACAAGCAAGCAAGCAGCAAUCACACAUCAACAAAAAAAAAACGAGAAGGCGAAGCGCAAACAACACACAGUUCCAGUUUCACGACAGUCAAACACACAUACAAACAAACACACAUACAUAAACAAACUGAUAUGAAGAUGGCAAAUGCCCAGAAAGAUCGACUGGAGCGGUGAGGUGAGGUGGUAGAACAUGAAACGUAAAAGCUGCUAAAUGAGCAAGCAAACAGAUCACUGUGCGGGACGGGGAGGGAGUGAGGCAGCCCACGAGAAGAACCGCAAGAUGGUACGCCCCCGCCCGCAACCACCCCGUUGUAUGAUUACUGUAACAGUCAAAAAAUUCGGAAAAUAAA
Molecule: messenger RNA, 9525 nt
Organism: Anopheles aquasalis
Lineage: Eukaryota; Metazoa; Arthropoda; Insecta; Diptera; Culicidae
Gene: klg
Product: klingon
Biological process (GO): synapse organization; homophilic cell-cell adhesion
Cellular component (GO): axon; neuronal cell body; plasma membrane
Molecular function (GO): protein binding; axon guidance receptor activity
Source: RefSeq, a predicted model, not a curated record